CAGCAGACAGUAAUGAGGUGGCCUUCUUUUCUUUCUCUAGAAGGAGCCCCUGGGUGGAGGGUGGCCCAUAUUCCCCUCUGUUCUUUGCGAGAUGUUGCAUUUGGUUGUCUGACACCCCAUCCCUGUUCCUUGCUGAUGUGGCUUUCGUAUGGAUGGCUCCAUGCUCCCGACUCCCUGGCCUGUGGCCUCCAUCCACCUGGCACUGACAAAGUCUUCAGCCCUGGGAGUUGUCCCCAGUCCGGGGGAGACCUUGGGCACCUUGGCGAUGGCCUCACACUAAUCCGUUGGGGGGGCACUGAGGCCAGCUCCUCACUGAUGGUUCUCAGGCUGCUGAGCUGGGGAGGGGGCCUGUGGGGCCUGGUCUCCUGAUGGGACAGCAUUUUAGGCCAAGUGUUUGGUCAUGGGGAGGGAGCCCUGAGGAACGGUCAGUCCUGUCCUCGGUCCCCACUAAUUCCAGACUCCCACUGCACCUGCUCCCCUUGGCUUGUUCUUGUGCUCUGCAGUGCAUUGGGGCUCGACGAGGACCAUAUGAAGAAUGAACGGUGGAGUGGGGGGGGCUUUAUCUGACAACUCUGGACCCCACAUACGAGCUCUGGGUUAGGGCCCUGGUGCGCUGAGGGAGAAUGUGUUCUAAGAAAGCCCAUGCUUGUGUCUGGAGGGCCAGUGGAAAGAGGGCUUUGUAACAACCAUUGUGUGUGGGGGUGCAGAGGGGACAGUCCACUCUGCUUUCCUCAGGCUGUGGGGCCACCAAGAGGGAAGGGAGACAGGGUGGCUAGGCAGGUGGUUGUGGAUUUUGUGGGGCUGACUUGUCAGCUCUGAGAUAAGGCUCAGUAUUGUUUUCCUAGAUUUUGGCUAAAACUGGUUGGCCACUGAAUGACCGGCAGAUAUUGGGUUCUCUGUCUGUCUACAGUCCCCCUGAGGCGGAUGUCUGUCUGUCUUUCAGGAGCUGGUCAGAUAGAUUGACGUGUGUGAGAGAGAGAUCCUGGGUAUAAAAAUCCCAUUUCCAUAAAACCCUUGUGAGUCUCCCACAUAGUAAACCACCUCAGUGAAACCAGAAGUUCCUGGAGCUGGAGUGGGGAUGUCUUAACCCUGUUUGUGACCUGUGACUUUAGCUUUUUGACUAGUUCUUACCCAGACACGGGAGAACUCUCCCGAGUGACCUGAGGGCAGACCCACCUGGAGUGCUCACCUGGGGCUCAGGGGCUUCCUGACCCCGGCCAUCAGCUACUCAUCUGGGGCUCAGGGGCCUGGGGGACUUGAGCUCUCCCUGCGCCCCACUGGAACCAGACCAGGGCCGCAUCUGGUGGACAGCCUUGGCUCUCAGGCCUCUGCGGCAGGGGUUCUGUUUUCAUGGGCUAGGACGCCGUGGCCUCUCCGGCAAGGCCUGACGGAGAGCUGGGAAGCAGCCUCGUAAACAUUCCUGAGGCGGGCGGCAGGCGCACGGCCUGGACGUGGGGCCUGGAGCCCUCUCCCCGGUGAUUGCAGAUGUAGGAGGUCUGAGACCCUUUGGAAGGUGUUCACUGAGCAUGCAGGCCGACUGCCAAAGGAAAGGCAGCUUGGCAGACAUUGGAAGCAAUGUCGCGUGGUAAUCAUUUCCAGCUGUAUUUAUUUAUUCCCACAAUUGUUAGCUUUCAGUUUUUUUGGCAGCUGAGCUCUUUAAGAAUAUUUUUAAAUUUAUUUUUUAUCGUUUUAGACAGUUUUAUUGACGCAAUUCACAUACCAGACAAUGUCCCCAUUUAAAACUGCCCGUGCAGUGGGGUCUCAUGCUGACCGCGCGUCUGUGGGACACUCUGUGUGCAGGGCACAUACAGGCCACGGAGGGGCUUGGUCCCUGUCGAGCUGCUUGGCAGAACAUACUGACCACCUGCGGGCCCGGCUGCGGCCUGGACGCCUGGCCACCUGGCCCCCGGCGGCUCCAAAACCGAGGACCCUGCGGACCCCGUGGGUGUUGGACCAGAGGGCCUUUUGGCAAAACAGGAGCCUCUCUUUAGAAACCAAUGGAUUUCUCUGAGGACCGUUUGUUCUCAUCGUACAACUGGAAGAACAGAGACAAAUUCCUGUUGCCUCAAGACCAGAGGGGCGGUUGUGAAUGUCAGUGCAAAAACUUGUAACAGAUGGGCAGCGUGUGCCAGAGUUUUCCUAGUCCGUGCUUCAGGGGCCAGGAGACACGUGGUGUUGGUAGAGGGAGUUGUCCGAGGCGGGACAGUACGGUGUCCGAGGGAGCUGGCGGAGCUGCAUACCAGCUGGCGCUGGAAUGGUCCUGUCCGGGCUGUGAACCUCUGUGGCCUCCUUGGCACUUAGGUUCAUGGGGCAGGGAGAGGGGAAGGGCUCGGCAGAAACAGCUGGACUAGUGUAAGAGCCCGUGACCGUGUGACCCCGUGACCAGGGUGUGGCCUUCUGAAGGACAGCCCUGUGGGGUUCGGGAAAGCUUUUUCCUUCUCACUGGCUGUAGGUGCCCGGGCCCCCUGAGAAUCACACACGUCCAACUGGGGUCCCGCUCCCGUCUGGCGGUGGGCUCUCCUUCUGCCUUUGUGGACAAGGGACAGAAGAUGCCUAGACGCGGCCUUGCUUUGGUUUCAUGUGAGCACUGUGGGUGGAGAGAUGAGUAAGGAUGGGAGACCUCAGUUCUGCCAUCUCCUGUGACUUGGAGACCACACUUGCUGUGCGGGAAAGGGGACGAGACGCUGUAAGAAGUUUCCUUCAAAGAGCUGUGGGCUUGGGGUUUAGCUGAAAUUGGAGCUGGACACGCCCGUGUGAGCUCAUGAGGGAUUCUGUCUCCAUCGCCCGACAGGGCCUUGAAACUACCACCUUCUCUGAGCCGCCCCCAGAGGAUGGUUCCUGAAGACCAUUCCUGCCAGUAGGACACCAGGCUCCUUAGAGAUGCAGCUGGCUCCAGGCCUGGGCCGGGAGGAGCCCAAGACAAGCCCAGAUGGCAGGGAUGCCAAGUCAGGGCCACCAGAACUCUGGGACAAGACCGUGAUGCAUGGUAAAUAGGUGGCGUGACCGGAAGUGAUGCCAUACUGUGAAACAGGUGGUUUUCUCCUCUAGUGGCAAGUGCCCAGAAACGGAAGCUAGAGAAAUCUCUCUUUUCCAGCGGCUACAAGAGCCAGCAAGCCAGGAUAUGUGCUCCGGGAGCCUAUGGAGACGUGGAGACAGCCAGGCCGGGUGCAGAGCUCCCAGGUGUUUCCAGGCUGUCCUUCUCCUGGCCCUAACCAUGCUCCUGCUGGCUGGCAUCCUGCACAUGGACGUGGGGCUAUUCAUACCCCUGCUCAGGAGCCAGGCCGAGGGGCCGCCCAUUGUCAAUGUCAUGUUCCUCAAGACGCACAAGACGGCCAGCAGCACUGUGCUCAACAUCCUCUUCCGCUUCGCUGAGACGCACAACUUGUCCGUGGCCCUGCCCGCAGGCUCCAGCUUCCACCUGGGCUACCCCUGGCUCUUCCUGGCACGCUACGUGGAGGGCUCAGAGCCCCAAGGCCCGCAGCAGCGUUUCAACAUCAUGGGCAACCACCUGAGGUUCAACCUGCCUGAGGUGCAGAAAGUCAUGCCCAACGACACUUUCUACUUUUCCAUCAUCAGAAACCCCGUCUUCCAGCUGGAGUCCGCCUUCACGUACUACAAAGACUCCGUUCCUGCGUUCAGGAAUGCGGAGAGCCUGGAUGCCUUCCUGGCCUCCCCGUGGACCUACUACAACCAGAGUGUGGGCCUGCCCAACGCCUUUGCCAGGAAUAACAUGUGGUUCGACCUGGGCUUCGACAACAAUGCGCGUGCCGAAGACGAGGGCUACGUGCGUGCGCGCCUGGCCGACGUGGAACGGCAAUUCCAGCUGGUGCUCAUCGCCGAGCACUUCGACGAGUCUAUGGUGCUGCUGCGGCGCGCGCUGCGCUGGCGGCUGGACGACGUGGUGACCUUCCCGCUCAACUCGCGGAGCGUGCGCAGCGUGGCCCCCCUGACGGCCGUAGGCAGGGAGCGCGCGCAGCGCUGGUGCGCCCUGGACUGGCAGCUCUACCAGCACUUCAACCGCAGCUUCUGGGUUCGCGCACACGCCGAGCUGGGCCCGCGGCUGCUGCGCGCCGAAGUGGCACGGCUGCGGGCGCGGCGGCGGGAGCUCAGGGAGCGGUGUCUGCAGGAUGGCACCGCCAAGAACCAGUCGCAGAUCGCCGACCCCCAGCUGCGCCCCUUCCAGUCGGGCCAGGCCGACAUCCUGGGCUACAACCUCAGGCAGGGCCUGGAUGAACAGACACAGCGGAUGUGUGAGAGGAUGGUCACUCCCGAGCUUCAGUAUAUGGCCCGCUUGUACGCCCUGCAGUUCCCGGAAAAGCAACCCAAACGCCUCGCCUUCCUGGAGUAGGGGGCAGCGCCAGGGACAGGGCACGAGUCCCAGCCCUUCUGUCAUCCCUGGGAGACCAGGGUACCGACUGGUGAGGAGGGGGUCUCUUGGGGCAGCUGUGCGUCGUGUGAAGACCGCACUAAAGGCACCCACUCCGGAUCCAUCCUCUUGGAGGCGCCACUGCAGUGAGGGUCCCACUUUGGGAUUUGAGGGUUUGAACCUGGUUAACAAGUAGAAAAACCUUACAAGAUAGAAAAGUGAGUGACACUAAAUUACAAGUUGACAAACUGCCCCUCGAAAGGACACAUGUGGGCACAUCGACCAUCACAGGAACUCGAGCGCAGGGGGUCAGGAAAAGCUUGGGCAGCGGGUCUGGGAGUCUCUGAAGGAGCCCUGGCGGCUCCCCAAAUCUGCUGGCGGUGGGACAUGGGGCUGGUCACAGAGAGGGUUGUGUGAUGCCCAUGGGGAGCUCUGGGAAGCUGGCACAAGGCAGCAAGGAUCUGAAAUGUCCAGCUUCCCAUCUGUGGAUGGAUGAGGCAUCUUUGCAAGUAAAGAAUGGCUUUAGGUUGAGAAAAGUUGAAACUGCUUAUGAGACAAAUUGUUUAGCCAGAGCUCAAGGUGAGGAUUAGGGCCCCAGCCCCCUGUCCGGAUGGCCCCCUUGGAAUGUGGGUUGUCUGACCUGCUGGAGGAGCUCCUGCGGCUUAUAGCACACUCUGUUGUCCUGGAGGGCACCCUGGAUGCAGUCCCAGAGGAGGGUGGUCACAUGGCUGACGGCAUUUGGAGAGCCUCCUCAGAGGGCAGUAUCCAGGCAUCCGUUUGUCAAUUGUUGGGAGGGACAGAGGGCCCCCUGUCUCGAAGGAUGUAAUCCGGGUGCCUGGGGGCCCGGAGGUUAGAGUGGGGUGCACACCAGUGCUGUAGACUCUGCGUCCUGAGGAAAGUGGGGGGCCUGGGGCACUCACGGAACAGAGCUGCUCUUACAUGUGAAGCCUAAAUGCUCAGCUGGCCCAUCUGCCUGACACCGGGUCCAUCCUCCUUCCUCAUAAGGUUCUCGGGCCUGAUGACCCCAGGAGCUUGGCUGGGGCACCUGAGGAGGGGCUCCAUGUAUGGGCAUGGCCACCCUUCUCGGGGAUCUACCUGUCAAGGAACCUGCCAGCAAUCAGAAGAGACAGCUCCCUGGGACACCAGUUUCAUGGAGGGAAAUUUUAAGAAGAAUGAAUCUUCAGUGAGAUUAGAAGACAUAUUGUCGAGAUUUUGAAAGGAAAAGAGGAUAUUGGAAACUGAAAACGUGACUUUCAAAGCACUACACCGAGACAGAAAAGAACAGAAUGGGCAGGGCGGAAUCAGGGGUGGCGGGGACACCACCCCGAGGAUUGUCGUCCUCCACCCAGAGGAGAUCGUGGAGGCCUGUCCUGAGGGACAGCGAAGAAAGCAAUCAGAUGCAGAAGAGCCAUUAGGCGGAUAAUGGAGAGCCUGAAGGAGGGUCAGAGUUAUCAGUAAGAAGCUACAGCCAAAGAAAGAAAUGAAAAUAUGGCCCUGGUUGGAAGGAAGUAUCCAGGCAAAUGUGGUGCCCUGAGCAUCAGGCGGGCCCCCCCCGAGCCACAGAGCCCCCUGCAUGGGUCAGCCCGGCCAGCCUGCCAGCGUGGGGUAAGGGAGACAGGUGGCCGCUUCUGUCCCUGCCGCCCCAGAAGGGGGUCUGUUCUCAGCGGCACGCGGAUCGGGACUACGAAGUUCCAGUAGAAAUCCAAGGGUGUUUGCUUUUGCCUUCAUGGCUGGAGGAAACAUAAAUCAGUACUGUCUCUUUGGAAGGAAUUUCAGGGUUAUUUAUUCAAAGUGAAGUAUAUGCAGAUUGGAAGAGACAGCUUGGAAAACAGCCAGCAAGGGAUCUCCCUUCAGAAGGGAAGUUUCAAAUCAAGUUGUUUGCAGCUGCUAAAAUGAUAGAGUUGGGAGCACAGGGUCUGCAGAAACUCCCCUAAGGUGUGGGGAUUUUGGAGCCUUGGUGAUGCUGGAGUGGGGAGGGGUGGGGGCAGGCAGCCCAGGAGGGUGUGUGAUGGCCCCAGAGGACCGAGGAUGCCCAGGAGCCAGACCUUCCUUCUGAUUUUUCAAGAGAAGCUAGAAAUACAGAUUUUUAAGUGAAAUCUCUAUAUUUAAAAAGGUUGGUGUCUCAUUAGAACAUUAAGAGGGUGGGGAGGAUGGGGGAGUAGGGUUAGAGAUACAAACUUUCAGUUUAGGAAGGCAGAAAUAAGGACGUGGACAGGGGAGAGGAUGCAGUCUGUCACUGUGCAGUGGUCUGGUGUGCGGACGAUGGUGACCGCUGGCCGAGGUGAGGCUUUUUGUCACACACCUACUUGUCAGAUCGCUGUGUUCUGACCUGAAACUCACAGAAUGUCGUGUGUCAGCUAUACUCCCAACAGAAAACAAACCCCACGGAUUUCUUAUCCUGUUUAUAGAGGAAAGGUGAUUGUAAUAUAUGAAACACAGCUAGCUCUGACAUCAGUAGACAGGGAAGAUUACUAAUAGCUUACUUAAAUUUUUUUUCACCAUAUUGUUGAAAGCCUCUAUGAAUAAAAGCUUUUCAAAUGAUAA
Mustela lutreola (European mink) is the source of this 6910-nucleotide messenger RNA. RefSeq names its product galactose-3-O-sulfotransferase 2 (gene GAL3ST2). Gene Ontology annotation, cellular component: membrane. Gene Ontology annotation, biological process: glycolipid biosynthetic process; glycoprotein biosynthetic process. NCBI's taxonomy places the organism in Eukaryota, Metazoa, Chordata, Mammalia, Carnivora, Mustelidae. The transcript has 4 exons. The coding region runs from base 3122 to 4348 and encodes 408 amino acids. The record is from RefSeq and is a predicted model, not a curated record. Gene Ontology annotation, molecular function: galactosylceramide sulfotransferase activity.